Molecule: messenger RNA, 4076 nt
Organism: Aplysia californica (California sea hare)
Lineage: Eukaryota; Metazoa; Mollusca; Gastropoda; Aplysiida; Aplysiidae
Product: xanthine dehydrogenase/oxidase
Molecular function (GO): iron ion binding; oxidoreductase activity; FAD binding
Source: RefSeq, a predicted model, not a curated record
AGGACACUAUUUUUGUGUCAAUCAGUCAAUAUUCCUGCGCAUGUACAAACCCUCUGCGAAGCAUAACACAUCGACCCCACAUCUCUUCUACGCUCCAGCUUCAAACAGAUGUUGACAUUUUCUACCUGUCUCUGAAUUACCUUGCUUGGAUCGCUGAAUGAGUAGGUUUUUUAAACGCCUUUGGGCUCAUGACAGAAAGGUGGAGCUGAAGGACCCUGACCCUGACCUUGAUCUUCUAACUUAUCUCAGACAGUUCAAACGACUGACCGGAACAAAACGAGGCUGCGGCGAGGGAAGCUGUGGGACAUGUACCGUCAUGAUCUCCAUAUACGAUGACCGCUCUGACGUCAUUGACCACAAGUCGUGCGUGGCGUGCCUGGUGCCCCUGUGUUCCCUGCACGGCAAGGCAGUCACUACUGUGGAGGCCCUGGCAUCAGAGACUGGGCAGCUACAACCUAUACAGCGUCAACUAGCGGAGAGUCACGGCGUGCAGUGUGGCUUCUGUACCCCAGGCAUGCUUAUGUCCAUGUGCGCUCUUGUCAGACGCAAACCCCAACCCACUGAGCAGGACCUCCGGGAAGCUCUACACGGAAAUUUGUGCCGAUGUACAGGGUACCGACCUAUUCUGGAGGGUUUCAAGCAUUUUGUGAAGCCGGCGUGUGGCAUGGGGACUGCGUGCUGUCGUAACAAGCCCACGGACACGCCCACAGACACACCCACGGACACAUCCACUGAUGACGCCAAGGAGAAGGUUCUAGAAAGCAGUUUGCUCAAUGCACCACUUCUGGAGUCAACUCAGGCACUGAUUUUCCCGCCUCAACUCAAGCUGGAGACUGCACUGUUGAACUCCCAGAAUCUACAGUUCCAGAAACGUCAGGUGGCAUGGUUCCGGCCGGCCACACUGACAGAGUUAGCGGCCUUGCGGAAGGCUCACCCAGACAGUCGUGUAGUCUGUGGGAACACCCAGCUAGGUAUGUUUGCUGGCCAUUUCAUCUUCCUCGUUCAUACUGGUCUGGAGACUGCACUGUUGAACUCCCAGAAUCUACAGUUCCAGAAACGUCAGGUGGCAUGGUUCCGGCCGGCCACACUGACAGAGUUAGCGGCCUUGCGGAAGGCUCACCCAGACAGUCGUGUAGUCUGUGGGAACACCCAGCUAGGAGUGGACAAACGGCAUCUCAAGCUCUCCUACCCCCAGCUGAUAUCGCUCACUCAAGUACCAGAACUCCAAAUGGUGGAGGUGACAGAGGCUGGUCUCCGUGUGGGAGCGGCGGCCUCCAUCCAGGGUCUGCGUCCUGUGGUGAGGGCGAUCAUCGAGGAACUGCCGGAACACAAGAGCCGAGGGUUUGCCGCGCUGCUGGAGACGAUGUCAGUGUUUGCCUCCACACAGAUCAGGAACGGAGGAAGCUACAAGUCUAUCAGACCAGGAAGAAAAACGGGUGAUCCUGUCGCCACCGACAUCAGGUGUUUGAAGUACACCCCAGACAUGAACAUCCAGUUCAAGCUGCACUUCAGUGAUGAUGGCCAUCCAACUACACAACUGAACACAGAACGUCUUAAAAUCCAGCACUCCCAAGCCCCUGUGGAUGACGUUAGUGGACUUGCAGGAAGCCAGGAGGUGGUGAGCAGCAGCAGCCAGGUGUACGAGGAUGUGCCGGGAGGUCAAGGUCAGGGGGACGCCGUGGGGAGACCGCUGGUUCACCUGUCUGCCUACAAGGCCACGGCAGGACAGGCCGUCUUUGUGGAUGACAUCACGCCAGCUCAGGAUGAGCUGUUUGCGGGGUUUGUCCUGAGCACCAGGGCUCACGCCAGGAUCCUGUGCCUGGACGCGGCGAGCGCGCUGUGUGUGCCUGGUGUGGUGGACUUUGUGUCCAGGCCGGACGUGCCAGGUGACAACGUCUGGCUCAACAACGACGACUUAGUUUUCGCCGAGGACGAGGUGACCUUUGAGGGUCAAGUCCUCGGUGUGAUCGUCGCCGAGACCCCUCAGGCGGCCCAGGAAGCUGUCCAGUUGGUCAAGGUCGAGUACGAGGAUCUGGAAACUGUUGUCACCAUUAAGGAAGCCAUUACCAAGGGCGCGUUCUACGCUUGUGACCAGGUCAUCGAGUGCGGCGAAGUGGCUCAAGGCCUGGAGAGCUCGGACCAGGUUUUGGCGGGAGAAGUGUACAUGGGCGCCCAGGAGCAUCUGUACAUGGAACCCCAGGCUUGUGUGGUGGUGCCGCGGGAAGGCGACGAGUUCCAGGUCGUUUGCGCGUCACAGGGUCCUGACAUCACACAGGUCGGCAUCAGUAACCAGGGCAAGCUCAAUGCUAUGGAGGCCACUGUGUACUUCAACUGUGGGGCUACUAGAGAGAUUUCUGAUGGUAUCUGCACCAGGACCCUCCUGAACAUCGGCGGCUCGUACCGUAUCCCUCACGUCCGCGCUGAGGGCCGGUUGUGCCGCACCAACAUACAGUCACGUACGUCCAUCCGCGGAGCCGGGACACCGCAGGGCAUCUUCGCCAUCGAGAACAUUCUAGAUCACGUCGCCGCUCAUCUCGGUGCCAACCCAGAGCAGGUCCGCAAGCUCAACUUGUUCCAGGAAGGUGACGUCAUGCCCUACGGCCAACGGCUACAGGACAGUCGCCUGGUCACUUGCUGGGAGCAGUGUGAGGAACAGGCGGGCUACACAGACCGGAUCCAAUACAUGGAAAAAGCGCGGUCUCUCCUUGGUGCCUUUAGUCUACGGUAUCGGCUUUCCUUUCAAGCCAUUAAACAGGGCCAAUGUGAUGGUCAACAUUUACUCCGAUGGGUCCGUUCUGGUCCUGACUGCCGGAGUGGAAAUGGGUCAAGGACUACACACCAAGCUCAUGCAGGUGGCCAGCCGUGGACUGGACGUGUCCCAUGAGCACAUCCGGGUAACGGAGGCCAACACAGCGUACGGGCCCAACACAGUCGUGACUGGUGGCAGCAUGACCUCUGACCUGCUAGGCGGGGCGCUUGUGCAUGCCUGUGACCAGCUGAGGGAACGACUGCAGCCAAUCAGGAGCUCAGACCCGCUCAAGACGUGGCCUGAAAUUGUGAGCACAGCCUUGUCGCAAAGAGUUUGCCUGUCUGCCGUCGGAGAAUUCAAACCAGAGAUAGGAGGCAUGGACUGGAACAAAAGGGUGAACUCGCCGUUCAUGUAUCACUCGUUCGGAGCUGCCUGCACGGAGGUGGAGCUGGACUGCCUUACAGGAGCUCAUCAGGUUCUGAGGACGGACAUCGUUAUGGACGUGGGCAAGAGCCUAAACCCAGCAGUGGACGUUGGUCAGAUCGAGGGUGGCUUUGUGCAGGGUUACGGCUGGCUGCUCAUGGAGAACUACAUGGUGUCCCCGCACGGCGCUCUCCUGUCCUCGGCGGUGUCCAAGUACAAAGUCCCCUCCCUCAGCACCAUCCCGCGAGCCUUCCACGUCAAGCUGCUCAAGGGACACGGCAACCCCAGGGCCGUCUACUCCUCCAAGGCAAUCGGAGAGCCGCCUCUGUGUCUGGCCACGUCAGCCUUCCUGGCGGUCAAGUCGGCGGUCCGAGCGGCACGGACACAGGUCGGACACAGUGGUCACUUCACACUGGACGCUCCGGCCAUACCUAGCCUGUGCCGGAUGAGUUGUCUGGACGAGUUCUCCAAGCCGUUUUUGAAGGACCACGAGCAAGAGCAAGAGUCUCCCUACUUUGUCAAGCUUUAAGCUGGACGUUCUCAAACUGGCCAGAGGAGCACAGCAGAUGGCAGAACCAAACGCAUGUGUUUUUCAGGGCUGCAAGGCGAAUCUGUCGUAUUGUGCUAAAAUGGCAGUUUUUUCCCCGCCCCAUAAUGCAGGAAGAUUUCUGAUAACACUUUUUCAAGGUCACCAAUAUUUGGUAGUUAUUUUGUGACCAGGUAAGAAUAUGACAGUAGAAUACAUGUAGGUCUAGAUCUAGUUCAGUUACGAUCACUUCUCAGCUUUCAGCCAUCUUGCCAACACAUUCAAGAAAGAGAAACCUUUGCACUUUUUUGUACAUGUAUUGAAUAUGUACCUAAAUGUAAACGGUGAUUCUGAAUAAACAAGUAAUGUUAACUCUUC